ACAAAUCCUGCAAAGGUCGCGUAUGGUAAUUUCAUUAAAUCUUAUACUAUACGUGUAUAGCGAUGGAUAUAGGAGAUUCAAGCUUAUGUCCUAUUGGAAUCUUGGGCGAAGGAUCUUUUGGGCAGGUGUUUCUUUGUAGGUCUAUUUCAAUUGAUCACAAUUACGUUUGUGUGAAGCGGAUUGUAAUUCGCAAACCAAAAUCAGAAGUUAAAAUGCUAAUGGAUGAGAUUUAUAUCAUUUCUCAACUUAAACAUCCAAGCAUUAUUAGAUUUAUCCGCUCAUUCGUAUUCGAUGGAACUGUAAAUAUAGUAAUGGAAUUUGCCUCAAAAGGAACCUUACGUGAUAUAAUUAAUGCUAAUUUUAACCGUCGCCCAGCUGUUGCAAAACAAAUAUUUAAAUCGUUUAUAUAUGAAAUCUUAUUGGGACUUGAAUAUUUACAUAUUCGUCACAUAAUUCACAGAGAUCUUAAGCCAGAAAAUAUCCUAGUAGACAAUAGUAAUAAUUUUAAGAUCGCUGAUUUUGGUAUAUCAACCAUACAUUCCAGUAAUAAACAAAGUAAAGGUCUUAUUGGUACAUUUCUUUACAUGGCACCAGAAAUUAUGAAGGGAGAACGAUAUGAAUUUAAAUCGGAUAUUUGGUCUCUUGGAUGCAUACUGUAUGAAAUGUGCUAUGGGCUUAGUCCAUUUCAACACGCUAAAAACUUAGAUGAUUUAAAAUGUUUAAUUCUGACUUCUCACUAUAAAAGUAAUAUUAGCACUAUGUCAAAUUAUUAUGGGACUGAAUGGUGUUGCCUUUGUAAGAAAAUGUUGAUUUAUAAUCCUAGGAAACGGGUUUCUUUGUAUAACAUUGUCACAUUUAGUGCAAAAAUUGCUGUUUCUUACUAUAACAAUUAUUUUAAAUAUAUGUAUAUAACUUCCUAAAUAAUUAGAAAAUAUUUAAAGCAUGUGUAAGGUUGAGAUUGAAAAUCAUGUUUCAUGCCAAACAUCAAUCAGAUGUACGACUUUUCAUCGUUAGGUUGUGGUUCAAUAAAUGUAUUAGGUUCAAUAAUUA
This is a messenger RNA of Bactrocera neohumeralis, 1050 nucleotides long. It is a transcript of the gene png, whose product is annotated as serine/threonine-protein kinase Nek8. The record is from RefSeq and is a predicted model, not a curated record. Lineage: Eukaryota; Metazoa; Arthropoda; Insecta; Diptera; Tephritidae. The coding region runs from base 63 to 920 and encodes 285 amino acids. The transcript has 2 exons. Gene Ontology annotation, biological process: protein phosphorylation. Gene Ontology annotation, molecular function: protein kinase activity; ATP binding.